CAACUGCUCUUGCCGUGCGGACACGUGCGUUCCGGUGUGCCACCGUCUCCUAAAAACCAUACACGGACACAGUGCGUACGAGCGCCGCGGGAAAGAAAACAACAGCGCGAACAAGACGCGGCCAACAGUAGUAGUACGCCAAAGGCGGGCGCGCGUUCUCGGUGUGUUUGUUGCGUUGAUCUAGAGAUCUAGAUUCAACCCUCCAAAACAACAACAACAACAAAAACUGCACAGUUUCACGUGCAACCUACCCGCGGGAUCACGCACGGUUUCCCAGCAGUGUUGUUUGAAGUAUUAUAGGCAUUUAGAAAUACCCCCCCAAAACUGACAGUUGCCGGUUACAAAAUCAAACGUGAAAGAUUGUGUAAACAGUACGGAAACGGAAACAAGUGUAUACUAAAUCGUCACUAUCGUAUACUAAAGUUUGUGUGUGUGUGUGUGUUUAUCAGCACAAGUGUGGUGCGGUGUGCAAUUUGAUAGCCAAAUUUACCCGUUUAUUUAUAUCCAUCUCUAAUUACAUCACAAAAAAGAAACCACAACACAAGCAAGGUGCAACAUUUGUACUGAAAGGUGCGAAAAGAUUUGUAUGACGGAAGGCAUUUAAAUUUUUGAAGUGUUAAGAAGUGUCAGUGUCUGCAGUGUUGUUGCCGAAUAUUACAUCUCAUCUGCCGUGUAGCACAGUCAUCAUAAGAAUCCGUCCGUGCAAUCUGCAAAUCGCACCAUAAAGCACCCACUGAAGGACUCUUUUGAGCCUUCGCAUCGGGACGAUGGUACUGAAGGUGUGCAUAAGAUCAACUCCAUAGGCAAAUGGGUUUUCUGGUCAUGCUUCGCUACACAACUCAUCUUCUGCGUGUAGUUUAUUCCAACUGAAGUGCAAAAAAACAACCGUACACAAAACUCUCAACAAAGAGUUUGUUUUUUUGGUUAUCAUUUUCAUUUCCGUUUUCGGUUUCGCUAAACGAAUUCGCAAUAAUAUUUAACAAAAUACAAUCAAAGUUCUACGCAAAAACAAAACGACUGUAAAAAUAACAAAACAAAAAAAAACAACCCCCGCUCCGAUCGAUGCAUUGAAUGACGACAGCAACCGUCGUAGCCCAGCAGAGUGAGAACUUUGGACGGUUCCCUGCAGCAAGCUGCAGCAGUGCCGCAGCACCCGGGACGCAGCUCAGGAUGAACGACACGCACCAACCGCAACCGUUGCAUACAAGCGAUACGAGCCCCCGCGACCAGAACACCAACGGUACCGGCACGGGCGGUGGACUGGCCGUGGCCAACCUAGCACUGCACGGUGGCGCUUCGGGCGCCCUCAACGCAAACUCUAACGGCAGCACCACGAGCAACGGUUCCGGCACGACCACCACCAACAACAACAACAACAACAACGGCACCGGUAAAAGCCGCACCAUGUCGCUGAGCGACAGUAAAAUUGAUCACCUGCUGCGGGAUCAGCAGCGCGAACAGCAACGUGAACAGCAUCAGUCAUCGCACCAUCAGCAGCAAUCCUCACAGCAGCGCGAACAGCAACAACACCACCAACAUCCACUACAGAACCGGCUGCGCGGUGUAUCACCAACGCCCUCGGAACAACAGUACGCCCUCAAGUGGAACGACUUCCAGUCGUCGAUUCUGUCUUCCUUCCGGCAUCUGCGCGACGAGGAAGAUUUCGUCGAUGUGACCAUUGCCUGCGAUUCGCGAUCCUUCACGGCACACAAGGUGGUGCUAAGCGCGUGUAGUCCCUACUUUCGCAAGCUACUAAAAGCGAAUCCCUGCGAGCAUCCGAUUGUCAUCCUGCGUGACGUACGCUCGGAGGAUAUCGAAAAUUUGCUGCGAUUUAUGUACAACGGUGAGGUACACAUCGGCCAGGAUCAAUUAAGCGAUUUCCUCAAAACGGCCCAGUUGCUGCAAGUGCGCGGUUUGGCAGAUGUUACAACGGGCAAUCCAACCGGCGGCCGAACGUCGGCUAACUCGUCCAUGCUGAACUCAUCAUUAUCGACACCUGCUGUUCAGGAACUGAAGGCAUCACCCACCUCCACCUCGUUACCAUGGGAGUUGCCGGAUGAUAACAAUGCAGCGCCACCGCCCCAGAAGCGUACCAAGAGCUCGGAGUUGUACCGCAAACAGCACGGCCUGAGUCCGGACGAUCCGAUUCCGCUCGAUCUGCUACCGAUUGGGCAGCAUCCGCUAACGCGCGAGCGUGAUCGUUCCAAGGAUAAGAGUAAGCAGGACCAUCACCAUCGCGGUACCUCCGAACAUGACCUGCACCAUCACCAUCAUCACCGCGAACGAGACCGAAGCCUCGAGCUGCGUGAGUCACUGCUCGGUCAAGCGCUCGAAGGAGGACCCACACUAACCGUACCUUCGUUCGAACGUCUCUACUCCAUCCAGAAACAUCCCGAUCUGCUCUCGCUCCAGGCCGUGGCCAGUGGUGAGGAUUCGAACAGCAGUGAUACCGCCGCCUCGGACCAUGGUGACGAUAUCGAGGGUUUGAAUGGUAACAUCGAACACACCCGACCAUCGUUCCCGUUCCUAGGUUUGCAAGGCAUACCCGGCCUAAUACCGGGCCCGUCCGGCAUGCAUGGUGACAACUUCGUUUCUCGCCGUUCUUUAGAAAUGCGCGUCCGUGCCACUGAUCCCCGACCCUGCCCGAAGUGUGGUAAGAUCUACCGUUCGGCUCACACGUUGCGUACCCAUCUGGAGGACAAACAUACGGUAUGUCCCGGGUAUCGGUGUGUCCUGUGCGGUACGGUUGCCAAAUCCCGCAACUCCCUUCACUCGCACAUGUCGCGCCAGCACCGUGGCAUCUCGACCAAGGAUCUUCCAGUGCUGCCGAUGCCGAGCCCGUUCGAUCCGGAGCUAGCGUCACGCCUGUUGGCGAAGGCAGGCGUUAAGAUAUCGCCGGCCGAGUUGCGUGCACGUGCAUCACCGACCGGCACACGACGUAACGACGGUAUGAAGCUGGAACUACGAUCCGGCGAUGGUGGUGAAGAUUUUGACGAUCCGGAAGAUUUAACAAUGUCCCAGAGUAGCCACAGUGAAUCACAGCGACGCUUCCACGAGAGCAUGAUGGGAAUGUCACCGACUGGAUUUAACCAUUUAAACUCGACCACUAUUACACGCGUACGACCAGGCGAAGGUACUCCCAAGCUCAGCCUGGAUGGGCUUGGACGUGACGGAGGUAAUGGAAAUGGAGGUGGACCAGGUAAUGGAGGUCCCGGUGGUAAUGGAAACGGAGGCAACGGGAUGGGUGGAACGGAUCGUCACGGUGGUGGUGGCCCUGGUGGACCGAUGAACCACAUGCAGUCGAAUACCCCGACAGGAUCCGCCAUAUUGGACACGUAUUUACAAUUCAUUACCGAGAAUGCAUUUGGCAUGAGCGGAAUGACCCAGGAGCAAGCUGCGGCAGCCGCUCUGCAGGCAGCAAAGAUUGCACACCUCAAAACACUCGGCCACAAUCUCGAUCAGCUACCACCGGGCUUUCUGCCACCGCAGCUCGAUCUGGCGAAGCUGACCAGCAAUAACAACCAGAACAAUCCGGACCUAUCGUCGCUGGCGAAGUUGCAAUCCUCGCCGAACGUAACGAUCGAACCGACCGGUACGGGGAACCGUAGCAACGAAACCGAUCGUCUACUGCAAACGAGUAACCAUCAAAAGCUGCUCGCCCUAGCCGCCAGCGGUGUUGGUGGCCCUGGGAAUAAUCCGGGCAACCAUGGGCUAAACAACAACAAUAACAGCUUACUGAACAGUGACGCCAUCCGGCGUGGUGGAUCAUCGGAACCGAUGGAUCUCGGACUGGAUGGUUCCGGUGCGCACGAUGACGAUGGCAAUAGUUCCGCGGACGAACGCAACUAUUCGGACGACGAGAGUAUCGCAACGCACUAGAUAAAGGGAACGUGAUGGAAAAAGGAAUUCACUUAUGCCAUUUACUAUACACAUACACACGACAACAGUAACAACAAUAAAAAAAAACCACCGGAAAUCCCGUUUGCCGAUAGGUGAUCGUAUUGAGUGACCGAAUAGUUGAGGCAUCAUACCUAUCAUCAAGCGUCACCAGCAUCCAGAGCAAGUUGGUGAACACCUUCAAGCCGUGUAUACUGCAUGCGGAGUUCGAGUUGUUUUUGUUUCCCCCUUUUCCGCGAUUGUUUAAACGCGAUCGAACGAACAGCAAAAAGAAUGGUUUUUUUGGGAAUACAAAAAUCCGAGUCCGAGAAAUUCAUUGUGCCAUCGUGUUAAGAUAUUGGAACGUCCGAGUGAUCAUACAUGCCAGCAAGGCAUACCCAGGACGUUACCCUCGAAACGGAUGAACGGAUCAUCAGCUGCAGAGUGUUUGUAUACCAGCAACGAUGUGAAAAAAAGAACAUGUAACAAAACAAAACUCCUCAGACAAAAUGCGGUUUCUCCGUUUUUUUGUUUUCGCGAAUAGAUUAGUGCGUUUCUUACCUUAGUUUCCCCCCCAUAUUUUCUACAAAUGGUAAUUUGUUUUUAGAAAACAAAACAACAAAUCUUACAUACCGGGUUCAAAUUAGUGCGUAAGGCAAUAUAUAGGCAAGCAGGUUAGGUAAGCGAUCCUAUAUAUAGAUAUAUCUCCCCGUUCCUCCCUUAAUAUCUUACUCCGGAACAAAACAAAUGCAAAGCAAGAAGUAACAGAAAUACCUCAGACUAAGCAAAAAGUCACCAGCACCUAUAUUACCGAUGUAAGCGAUACGAUUUUGCAAUUAAACUGCAUUUUUGUUUUUCCUCUUAGUACGAAAACGGUACAUGGGGAAUUUCGUUCCCUUGAUGCAAGUCUACCUCAGGGCGGGUUACGAUGAUGCUGCACAUCCGGCAGCACUCGCAAACCGCAGAAAACCAACUUAAUACCGCUAUACCUCUCCGAAUGCUAGUGAAGUAAUAUGAUACGAUUUUUUAAAAACUACUGAACUAAUCUUACCUGAAUGAUUGUAAAACUACGAUGGAAGAAGAAACAAUUGUACGGAACAUGGAAGCAUGGGCAUGUAGAUGGGUGGCCCUUUUACCUAAAGUAUACUACCAACCUUUAAAAAAAACCCCCUCGUAUACGUCUCUAAAGCUUCCCUUCCUUUUACGCUCUUUCGCACAACAUUAAUGAUCGGGAGAGAAAAGGAGAAGCGACAGCGAAGCAAUGAACACGAUCACACUAUCGCGUUGAUAUACGAUUUUGUAACUGAUCGCACAUACAUACAAGCAGCCAAAAAGCAAUCAACAGAGCCAUAAACGACAUCAUACCUGGAAUACGAAAUAUCACGAGCAAACAAAAAAAAACGAAUGUAUACUAAAAACAACUGGUUUAGUAGUUUAAGCGAGCGAAUACACUACACGCUUGUCCCUUUUUCUCGCUUGUUUUUUUUUUUGAAAUUUUCGGUUUCAAUUUUACUCACUUCUAGUGUGGCCCCACAAGCCGAGAGAUACGGGAUGUUUUCUUUGUUUAUCAUACAGCGUAGAAGUUUUUUUUUCUGGUGAAGAUCAUCUCGCAUAUACGAAACACUGUUAUACGAAUCUCUUUUUAUUGAUUGCAUUGAUUUCAAAAGUCCUUCGGUGCGAUGAAGGCAAACCCCCCCGGGCAAAAAAAUAUCAUUAGUUCGUAGGGCUAGUUGCGCAACCAGACACGUGUAUAACGGCAACCAAAACAACACAACAACAGCUAUACGAUACGAGAAGUCAUACAUCUUCAAUACGACAAAAAAAAACCGAUACGAUAUAGGAAUGGAGAGUAAGCAGAGCGGAACUCUUGCCGCACGUGUAUACGUCUACAAAACCGCUGUAUACUGAACUGGAAACGAUUACGAUUUAUCAUUGGGCAAACUUUGCAAUAUCACUCGAAGUAUACUCUAUUCUACCAGACGGAAAUGGGAAACUUGAAGAUAUAAAAAAAGAAAAACAUGCAACGCACGAACGAGAAGAUGAUGCAGAAAAUGAUCAUUACGACAGCAAACUAAAGUACAAUUGAUUCGUGGUGCUUUAACGUACAAGGAUUCGCUUGCUUUCAUUUCAAGAUUGUCUUCAACUCUUUCUCUCUCUCACUCACUCUAAAACCAGACACAGAAACGCAAAGCAAAUGGGACAUCCUUUACUACCUCCUCAUAAAAAAAACAAACAGAAAAAAGAGCGACGUUAAAGAAAUUGGUUCAGUCGCAAUGUAGUAGUUAAUAAUGAUUAGUAUAUACCCUGCUAGAUCACCUACCAACGGGCUAGUUAAAGUCCUUGGCUUUAGUCAUGUAAGCGGAUCAUGAAUCUACCACCACUCAGAGCUACCACACUUACCUCUUCUGCAGCGUGUAGUAAAUAGUGAAAAACAUAUAACAUACAUAUACAACUAUAUUUAACACAAGCCACAACGCGUGGCAAAUUCUCUCAGGGAGUGGGGUAAAUAUUACUACCAGAAGAAAGCAAAAGAAAAAAAAGGGAACGUUUUAACCUUAAGAAACAUUAAACCCAGAAGCAUACGUGAUGUUGGGGUCAACGGGAUAGUUUUUUUUCUUCUUUUGUUUCUUCUGUACUAAUUUUACAAACACAGCAAUUAUUAACUAGCAAUUAUCUCUCAGACAACACAAGAACAAAAACAGACAACCACAACCAGAGUGCAACAGAAAACGGGUAAUGAGUAAUUUAUAAGAAGUUAUAUACAGUGCUGGUUAAGUUUUGUUUUUUUUUUAACAAAUGUAUUUUUUUCUGUUUCUUUGUUUUUUUUCUUACCACUCCCAGUUGAAAAACACCCAAGAAAAAAACAAAUGCCAUGCCAAUUGUUAAAGUUGGUACCGCAAAGAAAUAUACCUCAGUGAAGAAACCGUUAGAGCGUUAUGUAAUUAUAAUGCAUUAAAACAUACAACGUUGUAUGAUUAGUAUUAGUUAAUGGGUUAGUAGAGUUAAAGGGGAAAAUUAGAGGAGCAAACGAGCAAAUGGAUAAUGUGUAAGAAGAGUAGAGUAGAACAAAUGUUAAUAGCACAAGGCAAUUUAGUACGAGUACUUAUGGUUCGCAGUCGAUUACAAAAGUAUGUAUUUGUAUUAUGCGCGUUUGCGUGUGUGUUUGUGUGUUGGAAAAUGAAUAUUCCUAUUACAAAGGAGACACACCACAAACACACACACAAACCUCUCUGAUUCUGAGAUUGUAAAUAGUAUUGCAAAACAAAAAAACGCAUAUAUAGCAUUAAGGCAAUGAUUAAUGGAAUCCCAAAACAGUUGAAUCUCCUCCGAUCGCUCCGAUAAAUGAUAGCGAUCACGAUGAAUCUGAUAUUAGAUAAGGUAAGAGUGUGUGAGCAAAUUGUUGUCGCACACCGCGCACGAACAAACGACUUCAAGCGACGAACCUUGUGACGUUUGGUUGAAAGUGUUUUUUUUUGUCUUUUCUUUUUUUUUAACAUCACAACCACACUAAAAGCCAGGUGUCGGGAGGUGGUAUGGAAAUCAAAUCAAAAUUAUAUAUUAGUUAAACUGUGGGGGGGGGCACAAGCAGAUCGUCCAGACAAAACACGCAGAUCGUCCAUAGCGAUGUAAAAAAGGCACGCGCGCGCGAUAAAAUAGGAAAUGUGGAAAUUCAAUGAAUUUUUUUGUUUGCCGUUUUGUUUAGGUUUUGAUGAUAUAAGCUACAACACUGUUACGAGUAUCAAUUCUGUUUUACGUACGUACUUAACCGAUCGAUAAAACGUUAGUGGGAAAACGUUGUUUACGUUGAUUCGAGUGAAGCGUUUUGAGAUUUGUUUUCUUUUUUUUUUAUUAAUUUGUCACCUUACGAAUUCCUUCUAUCCCUGUCUAUCAUGUUAUUUAUAUCGGUGUUUGCUUUUCGAGCGUAAACAAGUAGAUGCGUAAACUGUAAAACGGGAAGCGAAAGCUCGUUAAGGGUAGAAACUUGUAAGUCAUGCUAGUAUGAGCUGAUCUUGCAUUUUGCUAGAUAAAGGAAUUAGAAAGAGAGAGAAAGAGCGCAGAACAGAAAACAACUCUAACGAUAAGAAAUGCUAAUACAUUGCGCAAAAAAGUAGAAAACAUAGCAAAAACAAAAACUACAGUCUUUGUCAUGCUUUGUCUAUUUUGCAAAAAAGGAAAAUAACGAUUACGCAACUGAUAAAAUGGAACAAACACUAGACAAAAGAGAGUAAAAAAUUUAUACUUACGAAGCGAAGCAUGGGCAUGUUUCAUGGAUUAUUUGUUAACGAUAAGAUGGAACUGUUUCACAGCAAAAUCGAUAAAACAAAGUUCGCUUUUAUGACCAUGAACCAUCCAGCGCAAGGCCGGGCGUAAAAGUAGUUAAGAGCAUGACACAAAACAAGUGAACAAUGGUUCAGAAAUAUAUGAACAGAAGGUAGGAAAAGUGAAGAAAAAAAAUUAUGUUAAAACCACUACAGCACCGCAACACAUUGCGAGCGAGAGAGAGAUUCUAGACACGUUAUGCCGGUAUUAGUAAUUCAUACUCUCCUUUUUUUGUCUCAUUAGUUGUAAGUACUCUAUUGCUAUUAUUGAACAUUGUUCGAUCUUUUUUAAGUUUUUUUGUACACUUUUUUCUUUAUAAGGUAUCGUUUUUUUUUCGGCGGAAAAUAUAUUUAAAAAUUAUAGUACGUUUUUGUGUGUGUCCUUUUUUAUGUUUUAUUCCGUUUUAUAUGUCUCUAUUUAUAUUAUUGUUUCAGCUUUUAUUUGUUCACCUUUGGUUUUCUAGUUGUUUCACGUUUACUUUUUUGAUUUCUAUUUUUAAUUUUCAGCAUAUAACAUAGGGCGUGCCUUUUUUGUUUUCGAUGGAAGCAAAAGUUUUCAAACCAUCCGCAGACGGUUGUCUUCUUUUGCACUAAAACGGAACUAAAAUGGCCGUACAGUUUUUGCUCCGCGCAUAUUAGAUUACACUUACACUUGUCUCACUCAUACCAAAAGCAAAAUUUGCAUUUACAAGUUCCUAGAGUGCAGAAGGUAGUCGAUCGGUCAGGGCAUAUGGCAUAUAGUAAAAUCCAAACACGUAUAAAAUUAAAUUAUCCAAAAAAAAACAUGUGUAGCAGUAGAAAGUUAAGGAUAAGAGAAAGAGAAAAACAACACAUUAUCGAAAAACAAAAAAAGCAUUAUGUGGGCAAAAUGUUUUUUUGAAAUUGCCAUACAGUAGAUGCGCUAGGGUAAAACGUUAAAUGUUGUUUAAAUACUAUGGCAAGUGCAAUAAUUUCCAUUCGAACCGAUCGUCUUUGCGAAGUCACAACCGUGGUCUUUGUUUUCGCUAGAUUAAUCAACGUGCAACCAUUGAAAUAUGUAUGAUACAAAGUUUUAUAAGCUACACAUGGACACAUUUAAACUUUUUCAGCAAAAAGGAAAAAAGAAAUCCCCCAGAGAUCCCACAAAGGUGCGAGUUCGUGUAUGUAUUCAACGAGACAAUAAUGGAAGUUAAGCGAACAAAUUACAAAGAAAAAAACACAAUGGAACACUUUUAAAAAAUCAUGGCGUGGAAAGGAAUUGUAAAAUGUUCCAGCUACAUUCCACCGUUUCCACUUUCAAAUGGUUGAAUAAAACGAGAAAGAAAACAAAAGAAAGCAAAACUAUAAAAAAACUUCCCCGGAAUGAACACAUGAAACAAAACCAAAUUGGUACACAAAACAUACAUGCAAACGCCUCUAUAAACAAUUGUUAUAUCUAGUGAAUAAUGAACACAAGUAAAAGUGCAAAAAUUAGAAACGAUUAGUUACUGCUCCAUUCGACACACUAAACAUUACAGCAAAGAAAGCAACAAAGCGGUCCAGCACACGCACACACACACACCUAAUCGUGUGCUGGAAAUGUUUGGUGAGCUUUUACUAAAAAAGAUCAAUUUACGGUUACAACAUACGCUCGGAUAGAACAUAGUGCAAAAAAGGGUGGAAAGAGAAAGAGAGUGUAUCCUUAAAUUAGUAGAAAACAUUUUGUGAAAUCAUUACAAACUAAGAUAAACGUAAUGCAAAGCUUAUUUAUGUAUUCGAUCCUUCGAAGUGUAGCAAAAUGGCAGUGGAGGAAAACAAAAACAAAACUAUAGUAAAAAAAAAGCCCACACAGCAUAAAUGGGAUAAUCAGAGCUCUGUAGGUAAAAUGGUUAGACAAGAUUGUUUCCGUUUCCGUUUUCUGUUUUAUCUUUACAUCAUAAAUGCAACAUAAGUAAGGCCAGCCAAGCUUCCCGUGUAACAAUCGCUUCGACAAAAUGGCGGAUCAAGCAAACAAAAGCAGUAAGUCAUUAUUAUACCUUAAACAAGACUACUCUCAAAAAAAAACAUGCCCUCAAUGAUAAGUAUGAUUCAAAUAAAGUAACAUAAAGUAAA
Molecule: messenger RNA, 10265 nt
Organism: Anopheles funestus (African malaria mosquito)
Lineage: Eukaryota; Metazoa; Arthropoda; Insecta; Diptera; Culicidae
Product: protein abrupt-like
Exons: 10
Coding region: 1072-3879 (935 amino acids)
Biological process (GO): regulation of transcription by RNA polymerase II
Cellular component (GO): nucleus
Molecular function (GO): protein binding
Source: RefSeq, a predicted model, not a curated record